Messenger RNA from Aspergillus aculeatinus CBS 121060, 806 nucleotides. RefSeq names its product putative isochorismatase family hydrolase. The coding region runs from base 143 to 739 and encodes 198 amino acids. NCBI's taxonomy places the organism in Eukaryota, Fungi, Ascomycota, Eurotiomycetes, Eurotiales, Aspergillaceae. The transcript has a single exon. The record is from RefSeq and is a predicted model, not a curated record.
GAACUGUACAAUAAAUAUCACCUCAUCCCGCCACCACAUCGCAACAAUCGUAGCACUGUAUCCAGCUCUUCUCCGUCAAUCUUCAUCACCUUAAGUCAUUCACCACACAUACAUCUUCUCAACUCAAACCCAAGCAACAAAAAUGUCCCCCCUCUCCUUCCGCGAACACAUCAACCUCCCGCCCUCAACCGCCACCCUCCACGACUCCACCCUCAUCAUCAUCGACGCGCAGAACGAAUACGCCACCGGCAAGCUGCAAGUGCAGAACGUGGCCCAAUCCCGCGCCGCCAUCGCCGAUCUCCUCGCCCGGUACCGCGCCGCCGGCGCCCAGCAGAACAUCGUCCACGUUUUGCACCGCACGCCCGCGGGCGCCCCGCUCUUCACGCCGGACACCCCGCUCGCCGAGGAGUUCGAGGAGCUCCAGCCCCGCCCCGGCGAGAAGGUCAUCUUCAAGCAUUUCCCCAGCUGCUUUGCGCAGACGGAGCUGCACCAGCACCUGGCGGGAUUGGGGGCGGUGGGCAAAAAGAUCGUGCUCGUCGGGUAUAUGGCGCAUGUGUGUGUGUCGACGACGGCCCGCGCGGGCCAUGAGCUCGGGUAUGAGGUGUUGGUUGUGAAGGAGGCUGUGGGCGAUCGGGCGAUUCCUGGUGUCGAGGCGGAGACGCUGGUGGAUGUCGCGCUGUAUGAGAUUGGGGAUGUUUUUGGGACGGUCCUCGCCGAGGGGAAGGAGAUUGGGGAGUGAGAGGGGUUUAUUUCUUUGAGGUAUAUAGUUUGGUUUUGAAUUGGAGAAUUGCUUUAUGCUCCUCACA